This is a messenger RNA of Sclerotinia trifoliorum, 1828 nucleotides long. NCBI's taxonomy places the organism in Eukaryota, Fungi, Ascomycota, Leotiomycetes, Helotiales, Sclerotiniaceae. The record is from the annotation of a GenBank genome assembly.
CUUGCCAACUUUUCUGUGUGCUGUUUUUAUUGUCACGUUAGGAUCUUACAUGCAUUUGCACUUUCAAGUUUUAUAUCUUCAUCUCUAUUCAUCCUAAGCUUAUAAUAUUGAUCUAUUUUCAUUCCAUCUUUUCCUUGCAUCAAGUAUUUUCAAAACUAAUGAUACUUCCCUCCACAGAACGGUCAAUAAAAACUGCUUCCUCAAACCAGGUCAACUACUCGAUGACGGCUGCAUCUUCCGUCAUGGUUCCUACCGCACACGUAUUAUCUAUGAGUUUGAGCGCGAUCCCAACGGUCCUAGAAAACCCAGGCAAAAAUGGCAGAGCGAUAAUCGUGACAAGGCUCGUGAGAGAACUGAUAGCAUGGAUUUUAACAUUAGUGCUAGUGAAGACAGGUAUGUUUACCUUUAUAUAUAAAGAUUCCACAGUUACCAGAAAAUCUUACUAUAUAACUUUUGACUGUGACUAAUAAGCCAUGUGAUAGGAUGAAAAUUGAAGCUGAUGGAGUUGAUGUUGAUGUUAAUAACAGUCACAAGGAACGAGAACCAAAGAUUAGAGAGUGGCAGGAGAAGACUAAGAAUGAGAAACAACCGAGAUUUAAGAUGGAGAAACAGUUCAAGAAAAGACAACCUGCAGGGAAAAGAAAGAUUGUUACUCAUUUUGUUGACGAGCUAUCUGAUCCGCGUAGCGACGAUGAGAUAAGUGAUGAUGAUUGGAAGCUGGAACUGAAGUAUUCCCCCCCAUUCUCUGUAGAUAUUAAAUCCACAAACUAACAUCAACUCAAGAAUAAAGAUCGAGCCCGGUGACGUAGUUCCCUGGUCCGCAACCUCCUCUCGCUCUUUCUCAGACCCUACAGUUGUAAAUCCCAAUAGCACAACCCAAGCAACAGGUACUAAACCUUCAGGCAAUGGAGGUCUAUUCCAAGGCUACAACGCGAGUGCCCUAGCAGCCACCGAUACCUACCAUCCCACGACCCCUAACUCACGCUUUAACUUCAAUCCACCCGCCACAGGCAUGCACACUAGCUACAUGAACAUGAACAUGGCCAGCAAACCAGCGAAACGCAAUCCUUCCAACUCCACAUACACAGACCAGGCCAUAAAUCUCGGAUCUCCCAAACUCAAGCCCAAAACUCGAGCUCAGGCUCUAGCUCACUCUGAUCAUGAGAUGCAGACUUCGAUUGCAAAAUUUGCAGGUCUAUCUCCAUACCCUACUAUGCACAGUCCUAUUGAUGUACAUAGGAGUUUUUCGGCUGGUCGUAUGAGUACAUCUUUUGAGGUUUCGAAUGUGGAUUUAGAUGCAGAGACAGAUAAUCCACCACCAUAUUCCGCACAAGCUCUAUCCAUUCUUCCGGAAUGUAAUUCAGCUAUGGAUACAAGUACCACUGCAAAUGCAAAUGCAAAUACAGAUACGAAAAGCCUGAACAGACCAUGGCCAUCUGCAAGCCCAUGUAUAAGCGAUAUAAGUUCCGCAAGUGGAUAUAUAGGAUAUAAUUCCACAUGUGGAGAAAACCAGGGGGUUUUUGGUAAUUAUGCUAGUGGGGAGAGUGAUGAGAGGGAAAGGAAAAAGAUACGGGCUGAGAGUAGAGAUGAGACUGAGGAUGGAAAGCAGAUGGUGCAUGAUAUGGAUAAUGCUGAGAAUGACGUGAAGAUGAGUGAGGAGUGAGUUUGGUUUAAGUUAAGUUAGGUGAUCCAGGUUAGGUUAGGUGAGAUGGGCUUGUGAUAUUUUGAUUGAUUUCUUAAUGUUAUGGGUUUAUGCACUUGGAUAUGUGGUACGACUGUGAUUUAGUUAUUUUCUGUGGAGUUUGGAGGAUGGGUGGAUGAAGGUACA